AUGACCUGAUCUGCUCCUUCGCGGCUCCUCCAGAGGCACAAACAUCGCCAUUCCGCUCCCCGAGCGAAGCUUGAAUAGAAUAGGCUUCUUUCAUCUAUGCAACGGGGCUUCUCUCGGAACUCCUGAAACUUGCUUGAAACCCACAGAAUUCACACCUUACAUAAAACCAGGACCCUGCACCUGCUUCACCUCCUGCUACGGGAUCACACACACACCCCUGCCCCCCUAUCCAACCUCCACCUUCAUUUAUCUCCCUCCACUCCAACCACAGUCACUACUCACGAGCCAAGCCGGUGGAAGGAGACCACAAUCCUCCACCAUCCAACCUCGCACACUCGACCAUCCUGCCAGCCAUCGCUCGUCCACAACUCACCGAGCAACAAUAGCAAAAAAUGUCGUACUUCUCCACCAUCCUCACCGCCACAAAAUCGCGUUACCAGACCCUCCGCGGUAUCGACGAGCAAGACGGGGACUCAGAGGAUGAUUCCCACGUCUCCCGCCUCCUCAGGAACUACUACCAAGAGCAGGGGCGACCGCUCCCGGACUGGCUCGGCGGGGGCCCCCCCCCGCCACAGAACCUCCGGAACAAUUACGGCCAGCAGAGGCCCGGAAUGAUUGGGCGGGGACAGCAGAGCGGUGGGCCGCAGAAUGCGAACGCGACGCUGAGCGAUAUAUGGGAUACGCCGGCGCCACAAGGCGGCCAGCGACCAACUUUUGGGAUUCGCCAGCAGUCAGCGCAGCAGCAUGGGCUGUUUCCUGGUGAUGACGAUAGGCCGCCGCAAGGUGGUCGUGGGGGAAAUGGAGGGGGGGCAGCGGGAGUUGCGAUGACGGCUCAGCAAAGGAUUAAGGAGAGGUUGUGGGGUGGUAGAACCGCGUCUCCGCCACCGAAUGCUUCGAAGCCUUCCCCGCCCCCGCCUUCGUCCGUACAAAUGCCAUUACCACCGUCUAUACAGCCGAGGAAUAAUGGUGGUGGGUAUGGCCAACAGCGUGGCGAUGGAGGCGGCGGACGAUCACAUGGGCAGUCAGGGAUGCCUUGGGACGAUGGAUACGGCGGUGGUGGUGGUGGGUACAGCGACGGUUAUGACGGAAACAAUUUCUCUCCAGGCUUCACACCAGCUGGGUCCUCCGGCGGCGGGUCCCAAGGAAGUAGUAGUAACCUCCAACGUGGGAAGCUAGGAAUGGGAAUUGGCCUCCCGACAGGACCUGGCAUGAUGAGGCAGCAGGGCGGCAAUCGUGGAGGCUAUUGAAACCAGGCAAAACUAGCCAACAAAACCUUACUUCUUCUCCCUUCCAUCCUUCCCCUUAUGGUUGUAUAUGAUACGGAAGAAACUACUGCUUCUGGAGUAACAAUUUUCCCCCUCCCUUUCUACAUCCUCUGAUCCUGUCUCUCCUUCCUUCUUUAAAACUGCGUCUUUGUGUAGUGUGUCGGUUUUGCGUGUUUGGGGACUAUUAGGCCGGAUAUCUAGGGUGCUGGGGUUGAUAAUGAGAUAUGAGAAUGUUCUUCUUGCUUCUUGGAGGCGCGGAAGUCGAAGGUGUUUCUGCUUGCCGGUGCUCCGUUCAAUAGCGUUGCGGCCUUCGUAAGUCUGAGGGCAGGAAAGUAAUCGAUCCACAAGUUGAGAAAUGGGAUUAAGCAUCGAUGCUCACUCGGUGCCAC
This is a messenger RNA of Tuber aestivum (summer truffle), 1654 nucleotides long. The record is from the annotation of a GenBank genome assembly. Lineage: Eukaryota; Fungi; Ascomycota; Pezizomycetes; Pezizales; Tuberaceae.